Molecule: messenger RNA, 806 nt
Organism: Scutellospora calospora
Lineage: Eukaryota; Fungi; Glomeromycota; Glomeromycetes; Diversisporales; Gigasporaceae
Source: the annotation of a GenBank genome assembly
UUAAAUUUAGGAAAAGGAUUGUCACACACUCUGCAUCAAACAAGUGCCGGGUGUUCGGAAUUCACAAAAUACCAUCAAAAGUAAACCUUUGUGAACACAACUCACUAUUAACAAGGGCGUCUGCUCUUGUUCGAAACAAAAGAAAGAUGUCACAACCAAGAGAAGACUUGAAAGAAAUAAAACGGAUUAAAAUACAUGACUUAAGAUCUAGAGAUAAAAAUAAAACAAACGAAGAACCCCAAACAGAUAAUGAGAAUCAAAAAAUGAUAGAGCUGGCUUUAACUGGAAAACAAACUAAUAACAAACUAAAUACAAACUCUACUGACUGGUCAGAAGACCUGGAACAAAACUACCAUGAAGAAGAGAUACUUCAAGAAUUACUCAAUACUGAAAAAACCAUUGUAGACAACAAUGAAAACCCAGAAAAUUCUAUAGAAACAGAAGUAGAAGGUUCUGAAAAUUCUUUAGAAAAAAACUCAGGUGACAGGCAAAAUAGUUGCAUACAACAUUCAAAUGAAUUAGAAAUUGCAGUACAUAAGAUAAGUGAAAAAGGAAGAACCAAACCUAACACUAAAAGUUAUAAUAAAAACCUCAAAUUAGAAAUCAUGCAAACUAAUGAAGACAAUCUUUACCUCAAUGAAAUAAACAUAAAUACAAAUAUUGAAUUCUAUUCAAAUAUUCAAAAAGAUAAAAGAAGAGAAAAUGAAACUCAAGAAGACAGAACAAGUGAAGAUAAAAAUCAAGAAGAUGAAUAUUAUACACAAAGGCGUAGUAGCUCGAUUACUAAAUAUGCACAUCAUGAAUAG